This is a messenger RNA of Pelodiscus sinensis (Chinese soft-shelled turtle), 1083 nucleotides long. Lineage: Eukaryota; Metazoa; Chordata; Testudines; Trionychidae. The record is from RefSeq and is a predicted model, not a curated record.
AGCAGAAAACCAAGUGACAAAUGGAGCCUCAGAUGAUUUUCACCUGGAUGCUGCUAUUCAGUGCCACUAUCCUGCAUCACCCAGAUCACACAAUCUCAGCCACAGAUAUUUCCAUAUCACUGAGAUUGGCAAACGGACAGGACAGGUGCUCUGGUCGCGUUGAAGUCUAUUACAAUGGAAGCUGGGGAACAGUCUGUGACGAUGCCUGGGACAUAGCAGAUGCACAGGUUGUGUGCAGACAGCUCGGAUGUGGCCAGGCCACUGAGGCCCCCAUGAAUGCCCGCUUUGGUGAAGGCUCCGGAAGUAUUCUCCUGGAUGACGUGCAGUGCACAGGGAAUGAAUCCUUUCUGUGGCAGUGCUCACACCAGGGGUGGGGAAGACAUAACUGUGUCCACCGUGAGGAUGCCAGUGUCAUCUGCUCAGGUACAUCACUGAAACUGGCGAACGGACAGGACAGUUGCUCCGGUCGUGUUGAAGUCUAUUACAAUGGAAGCUGGGGAACAGUCUGUGACGAUGCCUGGGACAUAGCAGAUGCACAGGUUGUGUGCAGACAGCUCGGAUGUGGCCAGGCCACUGAGGCCCCCAUGAAUGCCCGCUUUGGUGAAGGCUCCGGAAGUAUUCUCCUGGAUGACGUGCAGUGCAGAGGGAAUGAAUCCUCUCUGGACCAGUGCUCACACCAGGGGUGGGGCAGACAUAACUGUGUCCACCGUGAGGACGCCAGUGUCAUCUGCUCAGGUACAUCACUGAGACUGGUGAACGGGCAGGACAGGUGCUCUGGUCGCGUUGAAGUCUAUUACAAUGGAAGCUGGGGAACAGUCUGUGAUGAUGCCUGGGACAUAACAGAUGCACAGGUUGUGUGCAGACAGCUCGGAUGUGGCCAGGCCACUGAGGCCCCCAUGAAUGCCCGCUUUGGUGAAGGCUCCGGAAGUAUUCUCCUGGAUGACGUGCAGUGCAGAGGGAAUGAAUCCUCUCUGGACCAGUGCUCACACCAGGGGUGGGGAAGACAUAACUGUAUCCACCGUGAGGAUGCCAGUGUCAUCUGCUCAGCUUCUUCACCUACCACGCAAGUGCCCACUACUGCAU